This is a messenger RNA of Gryllus bimaculatus (two-spotted cricket), 2823 nucleotides long. Lineage: Eukaryota; Metazoa; Arthropoda; Insecta; Orthoptera; Gryllidae. The record is from the annotation of a GenBank genome assembly.
AUGCGCAGCUCUGGUGGCGGGUGGGGAGGGGAAAGGCGGGAGAUCGCCGUGCGAUUGCGCGUCAGUCGCUGGCGGUCGUUCCUACGAUCGGGUCGGUCGGAGUCCGUCGGGCGUGGUCGGGCGAGAGCCCCCUCUCACGUGCUGCCUCGUGCUGCUCCGACAACAGAUUCCGGUGUUAUUGAAAUUUUUGGCAAGGCCUUCCUGACUUCAAAACGAACGCUUGAUGUGUGCAAUGAGGUGUCCCUGACACAACCCAUGAUGACUACGUACAUGAGACAGAAAUCAACGCAAGAAUUUCUCAUGAUGAAUGGUGCUAGUUCAAAAUAUUUCGAUCCAGGAGAUGAAAACCAAAACAGUAUAUAUCCUCCUGGAACUGUUCCUCUGGAAUACCAAGUUGCAGGACAUACCUUUGGUGAUGGAAAAUCAGAAUUAGGAAUGCUGAAAAGAAAAGAUGGAUUGGUGCUAAAACCCAUUGAAAAACCAGUUUAUGGUGAACGUGAGUUGAAAUUCUACCAGGAGCUUCAGAAAGCAACAGAUCCAAUAUCAGUUGCGUUACGAAGUUUUGUUCCUGAAUUCCAUGGUGCUACAGUUUUGAAGAUGCAAGAGAAAGAUGUGCGGUUUAUUGUCUUAAAAGAUGCCACAUUUGGGUUUGCAGAACCCUGUAUAAUGGACAUAAAAAUUGGGAGACAGACAUGGGAUCCAGAGGCUUCAUUAGAAAAAAUGGAAGGUGAAAGGAAAAAGUAUGCAGAAUGUAAACGAGAUUUAGGGUUCUGCAUCCCUGGAUUCCAAGUUUACAGAAUAGCUACAGGAAAAGUUUUGAAAUUGGGAAAGGACUAUGGAAAGCGUUUGAAUAAAAAUACUGUAAAAGACGCCUUACGUCUGUUCCUCAAUGCUGAGGCUGGCCUUAGCCGGGAGCUCAUGCUGCAGCUUUUGGCCUGUCUGUGGCGUAUACUGUGCUGGUACCGCAGUCAACGCCGUUUUCGGUUUUACUCUAGUUCGCUUCUGUUGGUGUACGAUGCCCGAAAACUCCGUCAAUGUCUUCGAACAGAUUUGCCCAUCAGAGUGAAUCACCAACGACCGUCCACUCUAAAACUGAGCGCCAGUACCGGAUCAUUUAAUGGAGGACCCCUCAGUCCUGAUCAUUUGGCUUUACAAGGCCCAUGCUUUGAACUUCCAUCUCGAAGCUCAACAUCCAGUGCGGGGAGUCUGUCACCCUCUGUUCCAUCAACUCCAACGACGCCGUCAACUUAUAAACCUGCAAGCUGUUUUGGCGAGGACAGUUGGCAUGUGGCUUUUGAAAAGAUUCGACGCACACAUUCUUUCAUCAACAAUUAUGAGAAAGAUCUACAAAGCGUGAAAGAAGAUUAUUCAUCUCAGUUAGAUGACUUAAUAAGUGCAGACCGACCUGGAAGCAGAGAUUUUUGGGCCACAGUGAAAAUGAUUGAUUUUGCUCAUGUUUUUCCCACUCAGAAUGAUGAACCAGAUACAAACUAUUUGGAUGGUUUGGAAAACCUUGUGAAUAUAUUUGAAAGUUUAAUGGAAGAAGCUGUUUAACAUUAGUAACAAAAACAAACUGUUAUUUGUUUUAGGGUUAAGAAAAAUUACAAAAACACUCAGUAAGGACAUGUACACUAACAGGAUAUUGUGACAACUGAGUAAUGCGAACAUUUUUAUUGAUAAUUCAACAGUAUUUUUUAUCAGAAUUUUUACAUAUUUACUAAGAUAUUUUUAUAUAAUCUAAUGAGUUCAGGAAACUUAUUUAGCGAAUUGAGCUUUCAGGUAUAUUAGAACCAGUGCUUGAAUGCAGUAGGACUAGUUUCUUCUGUGAUCAGUUUUUUCCUUUUGUUAAUCAGAAAGAGAAAUGUAGGUUCCAUAUCUGAAAUUCAUAUGUUAUUUGUCAUGCUGGACAUGGCAUUGCAAAAAUUGUGCAAUUAAAGGAAUUCUGUAAAAUAAUGUUUUUCACAACAGUAUGGUCCUUUCCCCACCCCCCGUUCUGGGUGGACAUUAAUUGUUUUGUCUUAUGCCAAAUACAGUUCUUCAGAAGAUGAAAAAGAUUAAUUUUGGUCCCAUGUUUUCAAGCACUGAUUAGAACACAGUGACUUGGUUCCUCUUCUGUUUCUUAUACUACUGUAACUUAAUAGCUUUUAAUAGAAAGCAAAUGUUAAGAGAGUAUACUGGUACAGCAAAAGUGCAGUAUCACUCUUAUACCCUCCUGCUGGAAGAAAGCACCAUCUUCAAAAAGCUGUUCUGUACAGUUCCGUUCUGUGCCUUCUAUUUAUUCACACAAGUCCUUUUAAUGAUGUUCCAAAGAUACCUAAACCAAGAUAAAGGUCCAAACUACAACAUUGGUUUAUAAGUUUACAUUCCUAGUUUUCUCUCAUACAUGAAGGCAUAAUCACUCAAAUGAUACAAUGAAGAUAUGUUCAGAAUGCUUUUAAUUAAAACUACAGUAAUACUGAUAUGGAUCACAAAGUGUAAGAAUAUUAGUGCAAGAACCCAUAAGGGAAGGCAAUCUGAAUAGAACUGUACUUAACAAAUGUGUUUGCAAUAACUCUUCUGUGUUGGAUGCACCAGGGUUGCUGACCUCAGAACACAAAUAUGUGCGUUAUCUAGUCUUCAAUUAUAUUAAUGGUUAAGUAUCAUAGCUUUAGAUAUUUAAUGUUAAUUUGAUGUAAAUAUUAACACAACAAUUUACAUAUGUGUAAGAGGUAUGAUUGCUAAAACUGUUAAGAUCAUAAUAUUGCAUACACACACUGUGUGUUUUAUGUAACAUAAAAGUAUAUUAAGCAGAUACAAUUAGUCAACAGUGUUAACAUAUCACAC